Molecule: messenger RNA, 862 nt
Organism: Sphaerodactylus townsendi
Lineage: Eukaryota; Metazoa; Chordata; Lepidosauria; Squamata; Sphaerodactylidae
Gene: TAC3
Product: tachykinin precursor 3
Exons: 6
Coding region: 1-348 (115 amino acids)
Biological process (GO): tachykinin receptor signaling pathway; positive regulation of blood pressure
Source: RefSeq, a predicted model, not a curated record
AUGAGGUGGAAGAGCUUCCCCUUCGGUUUGGUGCCCAGGGAGAAGCACUUGAGGCCCACAGAGGUGGUGCUCAGCAUGCAAAAGAGCUCAGAUCUCUACAAGCUGUCCCCGUCCCUGCUCCGGAGAUUGUAUGAUGGUCAAGGGAUUUCUUAUGAGGCUCUGCUCAGACUGACAGGCAAGGAAGACAUUAGUCCCCAGGAACUUGCCUUGUCCCAAAAACGGGACAUGCAUGACUUCUUUGUCGGACUCAUGGGCAAAAGGACCUCAGAGCUUGAUGAUCCCACAGAAGGGAACAAGGGAAUGCUUCCUGACUUUGGCAACCUGAAGUACUCGUCGAAUGCAGAAUAAGGUACCCCUACAGAACUGAGGACAAGCACAAUGUCCGCAGGACCUCAAGCCACUCAGACAAAGCCCAUUUCAUCCACCAAAGCCCAGACCAGAGCCUUUGAUGUACUCCGGGGCAGCUUGUCUCCUGCCGUUUCUUCCCCUGUUCCAUUUCCUUGAUGCCACCCGAUAUUUUCCACCCAUUCCUCAUUGUAACUCUCUAGUGUUUUACUGUUUGGAAAUUAUGAAACGCAAGCUCCCUUCAUCAGCUUAUUUAUGAAACGUAAAUUAUGAAACUUAAGCUCCCCUCUGUGUAUAUAUUUAAUGGAUUUGCAAAUAUCUUGCUCAUGUCGCACACAAAAUCACCUUCUCCGCCUUCCCUUUUGUGGCCCGAAUUACGAACACCUCAGAAUCUUCAAUAAUAACAGGGUUUUUACGUAGGACCUGCCAUUGUGUAUCUCUCAUUCUUUGUUUGCAGUUUCCUGUAGAUUGUCGAAGGGAUUCUGUUUGAACAGAAUAAAACAGUGUAAAAAUGGUA